This is a messenger RNA of Suncus etruscus (white-toothed pygmy shrew), 1289 nucleotides long. It is a transcript of the gene NRIP3, whose product is annotated as nuclear receptor interacting protein 3. The coding region runs from base 1 to 723 and encodes 240 amino acids. Gene Ontology annotation, molecular function: aspartic-type endopeptidase activity. Gene Ontology annotation, biological process: proteolysis. The transcript has 7 exons. The record is from RefSeq and is a predicted model, not a curated record. NCBI's taxonomy places the organism in Eukaryota, Metazoa, Chordata, Mammalia, Eulipotyphla, Soricidae.
AUGUUCUACUCAGGGCUCCUCACCGAGAGCGGCCGCAAGGACGGCGACCUGCGGGAGGCGGCGUCGCUGAGGCAGCAGCGCCGGAUGAAGCAGGCCGUGCAGUUCAUCCACAAAGACUCCGCCGACCUGCUGCCCCUGGACGGCCUCAAGAAGCUGGGCUCGUCCAAGGACACGCAACCUCAUAACAUUCUGCAAAGGCGCCUUAUGGAAACUAAUCUGUCUAAGCUUCGAAGCAGCCGUGUCCCUUGGGCAUCCAAGACCAACAAACUCAAUCAUUCCAAGUCAGAGGGUCUAAAGAAGUCUGACGAUGAUGACAUGAUUUUGGUUUCUUGCCAGUGUGCUGGCAGGGAUGUUAAAGCCUUGGUUGACACAGGCUGUCAAUAUAAUCUCAUCUCUUCAGCCUGUGUGGACAGACUAGGACUCAAGGAACAUGUCAAAUCUCACAAGCAUGAUGGAGAGAAACUUUCUUUGCCCCGAUAUCUGAAAGUGGUGGGCCACAUUGAGCACUUAGUGAUCACACUGGGUUCUCUCCGCCUAGACUGCUCAGCUGCUGUGAUUGAUGAUAAUGAGAAAAAUUUGUCACUGGGUCUCCAGACUCUCCGAUCACUCAAGUGCAUCAUAAAUUUGGAUAAGCAUCGACUGAUCAUGGGAAAGACAGACAAGGAAGAAAUACCCUUUGUGGAGACACUUUCCUUGAAUGAAGAAAACACUUCAGAAGCAUAACUACAGCCUGCAACAUGUCUUCACGUGUAUACACAUUCAGGUUGAUGGAUUGGGAAAACGGGUUUGAACCAAAUGCAGUAACAGCUUGCUGUGGACCAAGUCCUUUCCUUUAAUAGAAGUUCUAGGGGCUCCUUCCUACCCAGACCUCUCUAGACUUUAGUCUGUGCUUAGAGAUCUUGUCUGGUUAUAGCCAUUUUUUUUUUUACUCCUUUAAUCAUUACUCAAUAUAUAGACCUUUUUUGACACUGCCAGGUCUCACUUGUGGCCUCUUUCUCUUCUCUGCAUCUUCUAGGAAUUUGCUUUUAUUAGUCAUUAACAGAGGCUACUAAGGUGUACAAUUGCUUCUUUUCUUGUAGUUAAAAUAUAUAAUAAGAACCUGACCUUUACCUUCUUAUAUUUCAGAGAUGAAGGAUGCCUAUGUCUCAGAAUUAGAAUUUCUUCUAAUUCAUUCAUUGGUUUCUCAAAUACGUGUUAUUAUGAAAUUUCUGAGAGAUCAUUUAUCAACCUUUGUUGAAAGGGCAAGAAAGGGCUGGGAAGAUAGCUCAAAGGGCUAAAUCACAUGCCUG